AUGUCUCAAGGCCAUCGUCAGCUAGACAGCAGCCUGAUCUGCCGGGUCAUCUUGCCGUUGAUUCAGUCCAACCCCUCUGUAAGCAUUCCAGUUUUGCAAGGUGCAGUCCAAGCAAGCUAUCACUUCAAACCAUCCUACAGAAAGGUGUGGAUGGCCAAGCAGAAGGCAAUUGCACAAAUCUAUGGGGAUUGGGAAGAGUCGUACAAUAAGGUUCCUAAGUUGCUUCAGGCACUGCAGAGCUAUUUUCCUGGUACCAUUUGUGACCUAAGCGUCAAACCAUUCUAUGAUAGACACCUCCUGGUACGUGACUGCAGUAUGUUCGACAAGGUAUUUUGGUCUUUCCCGUCAUGUGUCGAAGCCUUCCAGCAUUGUAAGCCCUUUGUCUCUGUAGAUGGUAUGCAUCUGUAUGGCAGGUAUGAUGGUGUGUUGCUUAUUGCGGUGGCGCAAGAUGGGAAUAGCAACGUCCUGCCUAUUGCUUUUGCCAUUGUGGAGUCCGAGAGCACCGAGUCAUGGUCGUUCUUCCUAACUAAUAUGAGACGUGACGUCACCCCAAAAGAUGGCAUGCUGGUUAUCUUUGACAGAUUUCAGGCUAUUAAGGCCACGCUUAGCUCCGAUGACAGUGGUUGA
Messenger RNA from Arachis stenosperma, 627 nucleotides. RefSeq lists its product as uncharacterized. Lineage: Eukaryota; Viridiplantae; Streptophyta; Magnoliopsida; Fabales; Fabaceae. The record is from RefSeq and is a predicted model, not a curated record. Bases 1 to 627 code for a protein of 208 amino acids. The transcript has a single exon.